GGGUAACGGUUGGUAACGGUAAAAAACUUGACGGAUCAUAUCCGGGUUAAAGGUUGUAAUCUUGUAACGUCUGAUUCCAACAAGCUAGUUCCGCGUUGUUAGCAUAUUAGCAGGAAGCUACCUGAUAUCUGGGAGAGUAACUUCAGCGAUUUAUCCAGAUCCUGACUGUUGAUUCCAACCGUAAACAGACGAUAAAAGGAGAAAAGCAUCCAAGGUCUUUGGGCUGAACGUGGUGCCAGAUCUGGUCCAGGGUUGUUGAACGGUUAAUGCACAGAGUAAAGAGGCUGAAAAUUGAAGACAAAACAGAAGACGGCCAGGACAGCGUCAGAGAGGCACUGGCAGGUAUGAUGGGGGUGGACGAGCUCUCGGACAGCACAGAGGUGGUGGAGAUGGAGGAUGUGAAUCCCUCUCACUUCCAGGUGGAGAAGCACACGUGGGAUGGCCUACGGAAAAUCAUUCACAACAGCCGCAAGAACACAGGCGUGGUCAUCAACAAGGCGCCACAUGACUUCCAUUUCGUCCCGAAGGAUGAGACUAGCCCGCAUUCUCAUCGCAUCUUCUACCUUGGAAUGCCUUACGCCAGCAGGGAAAACUCUUUACUCUACUCCGACAUUCCCAAGAAGAUCCGCAAAGACGCUCUACUGGUUUUGUCAUGGAAACAGAUGCUGGAUCACUUUCAGGCCAGCCCUCACCACGGGGGCUUCUCCCGGGAGGAAGAGCUGCUGCGAGAGAGGAAGCGUUUGGGGGUGUCUGGCAUCACUUCCUAUGACUACCAUCAACCCAGCGGCCUCUUCCUGUUCCAGGCCAACAGCAGUCUGUACUACUGCCGCGACGGUGGAAACAACACUUUUACUACUUCUCCCAUGAAGCCUGUAGAGAUAAAGAGCCAAAGUUCAGGCACACGCAUGGACCCCAAGAUCUGCUCCGGGGACCCCAACUUUAUUGGCUUCAUCAACAACAAUGACAUUUGGGUGACCAGCAUCGAGACGGGUGAAGAGAGGAGGCUCACCUUCUGCCAUAAAGGUAUUGAUAACCCAAAAGAGGAUCCUAAAUCUGCUGGAGUCGCCACUUUUGUCUCUCAGGAAGAAUUUGAUCGGUUCACUGGAUACUGGUGGUCACCAGCUGCUCAAGAAGACUCAGACGGUGGUAAAACUCUGCAGAUUCUGUACGAGGAGGUCGACGAGUCUGAGGUUGAGAUCAUCCAUGUCCCAUCUCCAGCGCUAGAGGAGCGUAAGACAGAUGUCUAUCGAUACCCACGUGCAGGCAGCAAGAAUCCUGAUAUCACUCUGAAAAUAGCAGAAAUCAAGACAGACAAUCUCGGCAAAAUUGUCAGCACACAGGAGAAGGAGCUGCCUGUGCCCUUCUCCAGCCUGUUCCCCGGAGCCGAAUACAUCACCAGAGCUGGAUGGACAAAGGAUGGCCGAUACGCGUGGGCAGUCAUGAUGGACCGACGGCAGCAGCGUCUCCAGCUGGUCCUGCUGCCUCCGGCGCUUUUCAUCCCCGCACAACAAGACGAGGCCAGCAGGCAGAAGAGCCUGGAGGCCCUCGGAGACACGGUCCAGCCCUUCAUCAUCUACCAAGAGACCAGUGACAUCUGGAUCAAUGUCCAUGAUAUCUUUCAUCCAUUCAUCCAAACCAGUGAUGAGGAGAUCACCUUCAUCACAGUAAAUGAAUCCAAAACAGGCUUCUGCCACCUGUAUAAGAUCACAUCAGUGUUACAGCGAGGCAGCUACAACUGGGCAGGAGGCUACACACACUCUGAAGAUGAUUUUAAGUGUCCAGUGAAGGAGGAGGUGACGAUAACCAGUGGGGACUGGGAGGUGUUGGCCAAUCAUGGAGCAAAGCGUUCGUCCAGUCCUCAGAUUUGGGUGGAUGAGACGGCGAAGCUGGUUUACUUCCAGGGAACGAAGGAUUCUCCUCUUGAGCAUCACCUGUACGUGGUGAGCUACGACGCGCCGGGUGAAAUCGUCCGACUCACCAAACCUGGCUUCUCCCACAGCUGCUCCGUGAGCCAGACCUUUGACAUGUUUAUCAGCCAUUACAGCAGUUUGACCACCGCACCCUGCGUGCACAUCUACAAACUGAUGGGCUCCGACAGCGACCCGCUGCACAGAGAGCCUCAGUUCUGGGCCAGCAUGAUGGAAUCUUCUGGUUUCCCAUUCGACUAUACUCCUCCAGAGAUCUUUAGCUUCACAGGGAAGUCGGGCUUCGAGCUGUACGGCAUGUUGUACAAACCACAUGACCUCGUCCCCGGCAGGAAGCAUCCCACUGUUGUCUUUGUUUACGGCGGUCCUCAGGUUCAGUUAGUGAAUAACUCAUAUAAAGGUGUGAAGUACCUGCGGCUGAGCACGCUGGCGUCUCUGGGCUACGCCGUGCUGGUCAUCGAUGGGCGGGGCUCCUGUCAGCGAGGACUUAAGUUUGAAGGAGCUGUGAAGGACAAAAUGGGUCAGGUGGAGAUCGACGACCAGGUGGAGGGUUUGCACUACGUAGCUGAAAAGUACAAGUUUGUGGACCUGAAUCGCGUCGCCAUCCACGGCUGGUCGUACGGAGGCUUCCUCUCACUCAUGGGUCUCAUCCACAAACCCGACAUCUUCAAGGUCGCCAUCGCCGGAGCUCCGGUGACGUUGUGGAUGGCCUACGACACCGGCUACACAGAGCGAUAUCUGGACACGCCCGAAAACAACCAGAAGGGCUACGAGGCGUGCUCUGUCGCGCUGCAUGUCGACAAACUCCCCAAUGAACCCAACAGACUGCUGAUCCUUCACGGAUUUCUAGAUGAGAAUGUGCACUUUUUCCACACUAACUUCCUGGUGUCUCAACUCAUCCGGGCGGGGAAGCCAUACAGCCUCCAGGUUUAUCCUAACGAGCGACACAGCAUCAGAUGUCCGGAGUCUGGAGAACAUUAUGAGAUCACGCUGCUGCACUUCCUCCAGCAGAACCUCUGAUAAGCCUUUCUACACACUGAUCUUCCUCCUUCCCUCCUCCUCCUCCUCGUCUUCUACCUCCCGUUCCUCCUUUUCUCCAAACAUUCAUCACUUCCCACUUCACUUCAUUUUAUAAUCUGCUGAAUGCAAGCUACGCCAAACCUCGCCACACGUCGAGAGUCGCCGCUCGGCAGCAUUUUUAGCAUCAAUAAAGCCACAUAAACAUCCAGAUGUUUGUAUAUUUACCAAAAAACAACAACGUCACCAAACACAACAUCACUGCAUUUUACAGUUGAGGGAAAUCAGCUGGAUUGCUUUAAGCCCCAAAACAAGCAGGGGGCGCUGUUCACCCAGAACAAACAGGGCUGAAGCUUUCAGACUUACUGGUCAUUAUGGUGGACGUCAGAACCAGUAAAAAGCAGAUAAAUGAUGUUGUUGAUGUUUUAAAUGCUGCAGUGCAAAAAGUACUGAAGUGGAGCUGUUGUGUGGGUUUGGAAGUGUCUUUGAGUGAUUUCUUGUAUACUUUUUUUGUGCCAUUCCUUUUUUUUAUUAUUGAACUGUCACUUUGUUUUCUUUUUGGGACCUAAUUGAUAAAUUUAUCAUUCCUUGUCUCCACGAAUAAACACUGGAGUGAAGUUAGUAAACGUUAAGCUCUCUAAGAGCAUCAAAACAAGCUCUUAAUUCCCUUUCUUGUAUACUUGUCUUUUUCUGCAUUGCGACUGUGCUAAAGUGCUAUCAUAGAUCACUUUUUAUGUGGAGUCAACAAGACGAAAUGUUACAUGCCGCAUUUUUAUUGUGAAUUAUUAAAAAAUAUAUUUUUAUGCAUUCAUAAAAAGAAGAAAAGAUGUAGCGCCCUGUUGCUGUCUCACUCAGUCGCUUGCUUUAAUUUUCCGGAGAGCUUCUUUUUCUUCUUCUGCUGCUGAAGACAGAAGUCUCAAGCUCAGAUGACUUUUGCACAGUACAUAUUUGCCUUGGUGCCAACAGAAUGACCUAUAAAAUGAUAUAUGACACAACUGUCGGCAGUAUAAGGUGCCUUGCAAGAGUUGAAGAGCGGCUGCUCGUGUAGUUUAAAUCAGGGAAUCUGUCUGAGGACCUACGACAAUGAAAGGCCUUGUUGCUCAAGUGUCUGAUGACCGUCUAUGAGAUGAGCUACACCGAUCUGUACAUGGUCAAAUGUACCUUCACUUAUCAAAGAAAUAAACAGAAGUGAAAACACUUUUUCAAAGUCUUGUAACCAAAUGGAGUUUAUUAUUUUUUAAAAGCAUUUCAGUGGCUGUUGUGUGGAAAAUAAACCUGAAAAAUGA
Molecule: messenger RNA, 4228 nt
Organism: Thunnus maccoyii (southern bluefin tuna)
Lineage: Eukaryota; Metazoa; Chordata; Actinopteri; Scombriformes; Scombridae
Product: dipeptidyl peptidase 9-like
Exons: 21
Coding region: 267-2945 (892 amino acids)
Biological process (GO): proteolysis
Molecular function (GO): dipeptidyl-peptidase activity; serine-type peptidase activity
Source: RefSeq, a predicted model, not a curated record